Messenger RNA from Bufo bufo (common toad), 3224 nucleotides. Its product is annotated as gastrula zinc finger protein XlCGF26.1-like. Gene Ontology annotation, cellular component: nucleus. The transcript has 6 exons. Gene Ontology annotation, molecular function: DNA-binding transcription factor activity; RNA polymerase II cis-regulatory region sequence-specific DNA binding. The record is from RefSeq and is a predicted model, not a curated record. Gene Ontology annotation, biological process: regulation of cytokine production; regulation of immune system process; negative regulation of transcription by RNA polymerase II. Bases 15 to 2429 code for a protein of 804 amino acids. Lineage: Eukaryota; Metazoa; Chordata; Amphibia; Anura; Bufonidae.
UGCCCCCGGCCGCCAUGAUGGAGGCUCCCCUCCCAGGUUCUGACUCCGGGAGGAGAAGUCCCCCCGAGAGAUGUCCCCGUCCUCUGUAUUCCCAGGACUGUCCAGAGGAGAAGCUCCCAGAGAACCAUCAGGAUGAAAAUCUGAUGGAUAUUAAGGUUGAGGUUAAAGAUGAAGCAGAAAAGGAGACGGAUUUAUGGGGCGAUCAGCAGGAUGGACUCAUAGAAGGAAAUCCCCCCGAGAGAUGUCUCCAUGAGGUGGACAUUCCAGGAGAUGUGACCACAGAAAAUCCCAGUAAGACGUCUGAUGGGAACAUCAUGUUAUCACAGAAUUAUAUAGAAGACGAUGGAGCCAUCGUGCAGCGCUCUUCAGGAGAAAACCUAAUUACCUUGAUUGUAUAUCCGGGACUUAACGUUACAUAUCUUUCGUGUAAUCCGCCUAAUCACGAGGAACCUUCUCCUGACCAAUCACAGAUUGUUACCACAAGUCCAGAUCUAUCAUAUAAUCCUCCUAAUCAUAAGGAACCUUCUAUUGACCAAUCGCAGAUCGUUACCACAAGGCAGAAACGGGAUAAAAGGUUCCAGUGUGGAGAAUGUGAAAAACGGUUUACAAGCAGCUCAUGUCUUUCUAAACACAGAAGAAUUCACACAGGAGAGAAGCCAUAUUCAUGUUCGGUAUGUGGGAAACGUUUCACAAGGAAAUCAGAUCUUAUAAAACAUGAGAGAAUUCAUACAGGGGAGAAGCCAUAUUCAUGUUCAGAGUGUGAGAAAUGUUUCACAGAAAAAUCAAGCCUCCUUAUACAUCAAAGAAUACAUACAGGAGAAAAGCCGUACCCAUGUCCAGAAUGUGGAAAACGUUUUACAAAUACAUCACAUCUUAUUAAGCAUAAGAGAAUUCACACAGGAGAGAAGCUGUAUUCAUGUUCAGAAUGUGGGAAAUGUUUCACAGAAAAAUCAAGUGUCCUCAUACAUCAGCGCAUUCAUACAGGAGAGAAGCCGUAUUCAUGUUCAGAAUGUGGGAAAUGUUUUACAAGUAAAUCACAUCUUGUAAAGCAUGAGCGAAUUCACACAGGAGAGAAGCCGUAUUCGUGUUCAGUAUGUGGGAAGCGUUUUACAGAAACUUCAAGCCUUCUUAUACAUCAGAGAAUUCACACAGGUGUGAAGCCAUUUUCUUGUGCAGAAUGUGGAAAAUGUUUUACAAAUAAAUCACAUCUUAUAAAACAUAAGAAAAUUCACACAGGAGAGAGGCCGCAUUCAUGUUCAGAAUGUGGGAAAUGUUUUAUAGAAAAAGCCAAACUUCGUUAUCACCAGAGCAUUCACACAGGAGAGAAGCCGUAUCAGUGUGAGAAAUGCGGAAAACAGUUUACAAAAAGCUGUAAUCUAUAUACACACAGAAGAAUUCACACAGGAGAGAAGCCGUAUUCAUGUUCAACAUGUGGGAAAUGUUUUACAGGUAAAUCAGAUCUUCUUAGACAUGAGAGAAUUCACACUGGAGAGAAGCCGCAUUUAUGUUUAGAAUGUGGGAAAUGUUUUACAACUAGAUCAGAUCUUGUUAUACAUAGGAGAAUUCACACAGGAGAGAAGCCAUAUUCAUGUUCAGAGUGUGGGAAAUGCUUUACUGGCAAAUCAGGUCUUGUUAUACAUGAGAGAAUUCACACAGGAGAAAAGCCGUAUUCAUGUUCAGAAUGUAGGAAAUGUUUUACAAAUAAAUCAGAUAUUGUAAAACAUCAGAGAAUUCACACAAGAGAGAAGUUGUAUUCAUGUUCAGAAUGUGGGAAAUGUUUUACAACGAAAUCAGAUCUUGUUAUACAUGAGAGAAUUCACACAGGAGAGAAGCCAUAUUCAUGUUCAGAAUGUGGGAAAUGCUUUACAGGCAAAUCAAGUCUUGUUACACAUCACAGAAUCCACACAGGAGAGAAGCUUUACUCCUGUUCAGAAUGUAGAAAAUGUUUUACAAAAAAAUCUGAUCUUAUCAGACAUGAGAGAAUUCACACAGGGGAGAAGCCGUAUUCAUGUUCAGAAUGUGGGAAAUGUUUUACAAACAAAUCAAGUCUUGUUCUACAUCAGAGAUAUCACACAGGAGAGAUGCCACAUUCAUGUUCAGAUUGUGGGAAAGGUUUUCCAUAUAAAUCAGAGCUUUUACAACAUGAGAGAAUUCACACAGGAGAGAAGCCAUAUUCGUGUUCAGAAUGUGGGAAAGGCUUUACCAAGAAAUCACAUCUUAAUCAACAUAGUAGAAUUCACACAGGAGAGAAGCCAUAUUCAUGUUCAGAAUGUGGUAAAUGUUUCACAGAAAAAAAAAGUCUUUCUACACAUCAUAGACUUCACACAGGGGAGAAACCAUAUUUAUGUUCAGAAUGUGGGAAAGCUUUUACACACAAAUCAAGUCUUGUUCUACAUAAGAGAAUUCACAUAGAAGAGAAACCAUUUUGAUGUUUUGUGUAAAAAAAUAAAAUGUUUUUUGAGGAAAUCAAAAUUUGAAACUCGUCAGAGAAUUCACUCCGAGAAGAAACUGUUGAGAAUGUGGAAAUAUUAUAAGAGAAAAAUAGGAUUUUUAUUCACGAGAGCCUUCUUUACUGUCAGCGCACUGAUGAUGAAUUGUCCCUAUGAACCUUGCUUCUUCGUACAGUAUUCAUACCUCCACCCACACGGCAGGAGCAUUCAGAGGGACAUAGUGUAAGGGGAAGCACACCACAUGGAGAUUUUAUGUAACAUAUGUGGACAUAUCGAUAUUUUAUUUUCCUUCAUACAGUAUGUAUAGAUAAAGUGGUAGAACAGAGCAAAACAAUAAAAAUGAUAUGAUAUUUGCAGUAAUGCUAACCAUUAACCCCUUGGUGACCCAUGGAGUACUAGUACGUCAAGAUGAUCGGACAGGCACUGGAGCAGUGCGCUCGCAAUUAAUGCAAUGGCUUGGCAGUCACUGACAGCCGGGCCUCUGCUGUAUCUGCCGGCAUCGCUGUAAACAAUUGACCCUUUUGUAUAUAGGUCAGCCCUGACCGCGGCAUACACGGUCUUGCUGAGUGUUUCGGGUCCCUGCGCUGCAGUGACGGGGACCCGAUGGUUGAGAAGGCCUUCAACGGAGCCUAUGAGAUCCAGCCUUAUUAGGCUGGGUCUUCUAGGCAACUGUGAAGGCAGUGCUCACACACAAUGCAUUACUAUACAGGAUGUAUAGUAAUGCAUCGUAGAGGGGAUCAAACCCCAAAAAAUAAAAAGUUUUAAAAAAAAGUG